Molecule: messenger RNA, 4687 nt
Organism: Lepisosteus oculatus (spotted gar)
Lineage: Eukaryota; Metazoa; Chordata; Actinopteri; Semionotiformes; Lepisosteidae
Source: RefSeq, a predicted model, not a curated record
UGGAUUGUGGGCUAGUGGAGGUCUUUCUAUUUCACUAUGGCAGGUUUUUUGGCCGGUUUCGCGUUUUUCUCCUUCUUAUUAUAUCACUCUGCUGCUGUUUUUGAAGACCAGGUCGGGAAGUUUGACUGGAGACAGCAGUAUGUAGGCAGAGUACGCUUCGCCUAUUUCGACACCCAAACGCAGGCAUCCAAAAAGCUCCUGCUGGCCACCGAGCAGAAUAUUAUCGCUUCCCUCAAUUCCAGGAAUGGAGAAAUCUUCUGGAGGCACGUGGACAAGAGUGGGCCAGAGGGAGGCAUUGAAACGAUGCUGUUCCAUGGUCAAGAUGCAGUGGUGGUGUCUGGAAAUGGGCGAUUGUUGCGCUCUUGGGAAACUAACGUUGGUGGUUUAAACUGGGAGACCCUGUUGGACACUGGAAGUUUUCAGGCGGCCACUUUUGUAGGGUUGCAGGACUCGGUGAAGUAUGUGGCCGUGCUGAAGACAGGUGCCAUCUCCCUGCACUACCUCUCCAACGGCCAUCAGAGAUGGGUAGAGAACCUACCAGAUAGUGAGACCGUGCAGUACCAGACAGUGUACUCGGGGGGUAGUGGAGAGGUCUAUGUGUUGGGAGUAGUGCCUCACUCCCAUCUUGUCAUCAUUGCCUACAACAUUGAGGAUGGAGAGAUAAUGAAACAGAGAUCUGUGGAAGCUCCGUGGCUGGCCAGUCUGCAGCCAGGCUGUGCAGUGGUCAGCACUGGGGUCCUGGUGUGUGUUGACCCCACCACCCAGUCCCUCUACACCCUGCCCCUGGACACUGACCACCAGCAGGAUAUGAAGCAGCUCCUGCUGCAGUCUCUGGAUCUCGAGGUGUCCCUUGGAUUCCAGCCGGUCAUUGUGUCCACCCAGCCCAACCCGGCCCGGCCCCCACUCCCCGAGUUCUUCCUGCAGCUCGGCCCCGAUCACCACACCCUGCUGCAGCUCGGCGACGGCCUGGUUAUCUCCCUCCGGGCCUUCCAGCCGCUGUGUCUUAUUAUGAUUACAAAAACUACAACAUGUUACUACUCUCUUCCCAUCCCCAGUCGGAUCUCUAAGUCUCUCUCUUACGGUGUUUCUUUAUUCCUCUCAUUGCUACGUUUGGAUCCAGCUAUUCAAGACGGUCUGCUGGGAAUGGUGCUGAAGCGCCUGUCGUCCCAGCUCAUCCUGCUGCAGGCCUGGACAGCCCACCUGUGGAAGCUCUUCUACGACGCCCGCAAACCCCGCAACCACGUUAAGAACGAAGUCACCAUCGAGACUCUGGCCCGCGACGAGUUCAACCUGCAGAAGAUGAUGGUGAUGGUGACGGCAUCGGGGAAGGCCUGCAGCAUCAAUCUGUACUCUGCAACAUCUGGGAGGAGACUCCUGGACACCUCCAUCACCUACCACACGGACCCCAGUGGUGGGCGGCCAGAGAGACUCUAUGUACACGCGUUCCUGAAGAAAGAUGACUCUGUUGGCUACCGGGUCUUGGUACAGACUGAGGAUCAUGCCCUGACCUUCAUUCAGCAGCCAGUGUUUGUGUGUGUCUCUGGCCUGGCUUUUUCUGCGGCAUUCAUCCAGGUCACAGCUUUUCCCUCCACAAAGAAUGUCCUGCAGCAGCUGCAGGAGAUGGCCUCCUCCAUCUUCUUCUACCUGGUGGACUCCGCCCAGGGCAGGCUGGCUGGCUUCCGACUGCGCAAGGACCUGUCCACUGAGCUGAUCUGGGAGGUGGUCAUUCCCACAGAGGUGCAGAGGAUUGUGGCAGUGAAAGGGAAGAGAGCUAACGAGCAUGUCCAUUCUCAGGGGCGUGUGAUGGGUGAUCGCAGUGUCCUCUUCAAGUACCUGAACCCUAACCUGCUGGCCGUGGUGACAGAGAGCACCGAUGCCCACCAGGAGCGCAGCUUUGUGGGAAUCUAUCUGAUCGACGGCGUCACGGGGCGCAUCAUUCACGAGGCUGUGCAGAGGAAAGCCCGCGGGCCUGUGCACUUCGUCCACUCCGAGAACUGGGUGGUGUACGAGUACUGGAACACCAAGCUGCGGCGGAAUGAGUUCUCGGUGCUGGAGCUGUUCGAGGGCACGGAGCAGUACAACAGCUCCGCCUUCAGCUCCCUGGACCGCCCACACGCCCCCCAGGUGCUGCAGCAGUCCUACAUCUUCCCCUCCACCAUCAGCACGCUGGAGGCCACCCUCACCGAGAAGGGAAUCACCAGCCGCCAUCUCCUGGUGGGGCUGCCCUCUGGAGCCAUCCUCUCCCUGCCCAAGAUGUUCCUUGAUCCCCGCCGACCGGAGGUGCCAUCAGAGCAAAGUCGUGAAGAGAACCUUAUACCUUAUGCCCCAGAGAUGCCGAUCCGCACAGAGUGGUUCAUUAACUACAAUCAGACUGUGUCCAGAGUGAGAGGGAUCUACACUGCCCCCUCUGGUUUGGAGUCUACCUGUCUGGUGGUGGCAUACGGCCUGGACAUCUACCAGACGCGGGUCUACCCCUCGAAGCAGUUCGACGUUCUGAAGGAUGACUAUGACUACGUGCUGAUCAGCAGCGUGCUCUUCGGCCUGGUGUUUGCCACCAUGAUCACGAAGCGGCUGGCCCAGGUCAAGUUGCUGAACCGCGCCUGGCGGUAAGGCGUGCUUUGCUUCAGCCAGGACACCCCACAUGACGGACGCCGCCCCUUCUGCAAACUGGCGCCCUGGGAUGACUUGGACAGCGGUUUCCAGACCCAUUUUCUGUAGACCACUAAUACCCAGGUUCUUCCCAACCAGAGCCCUUCAUCAUCCAACAUUUAGAAUCCUCUGAAUCUGGUAGCGAAAUUGUAGGGAUAUUUGUAUGUAGUGUCACAACGUGCACGUGGGAAAAGAGACAUCAGAAUGAUUUUGGGGGUAUUUCCCUUGACUACUUUUCAUGUGAUCUUCCGUACUUGAAUGUUUUUCUUGAAGAUGAUCUCAGAACUGUUGGAAAGCUGUUGUCCUCGUUAGCUGGAAUUUCUUGAUUAAUAAAGAAAGGACUGUAUGUACCUCCAAUGAAGAGGAUUCCUUUGACACACCCUUGGAAUUCCACUCUCCACCUGAAAGUUCUUUCAGAAAGCAGAGGGCUCUGAAUUGAGCUAUCCCUUUCAUUUUUACUGUCUGUGCAUUGUACUUUAUUUAACACAGGAUUGGCCAUAACAUUUUAUUUUACAAUAGAACAAAUAUUUACUUUUCAGUGACUCGUUGUUAAUGAGUUGCCAUUUCUACGGAAUGAUUGUGUUGAUGUUGUUCGGGCUCUGGUUGAAAUGCAAGCUUUAGGAGAUUUGUGGUCUUGGGAUCAUGGAGGAAGGUGCCACAGAGUCGGAGAGCAAAUGAAAAGAUGGGUCAACUGAUGAACACUUGAAGACUUCUUCGCACAUGGUUAAGAAAUGUGCAGUAUUCUUUUUAAUUAAUGCAUAUUUUUGGGAAACUUAAUCUUAAACAUACAUUCGUUUAACCUUAUUUAUAAUAGACUUAAAAUUUUAAGUGAUUCACCCAGGUAUGAUUUGAUGGACUAAAAUGGACUGAAUGGAUCUCAUUUUUUUGUAAUUCUUAACUUGAAACAUCAGAAAUGUUAUUGGUUUUCCGAAAGUCUGCUGUGCACUGGAAUUUCUUAUUUUUAAAAUGUGUAUAUAUAAAAAAAAAACAAUUUACUUGAGGUCUGGGUGCUUGGUACAUGCAGCAUGUGCUCUUUUUGGAAAAUAUAUUUAUAACAUGAAAUAUAUUAUUUCACACCACCUAAAGAUUUAAAAUAAUCGAAUUAUUAUAACCAGAGAAGGGUGGUUCUUCAUCCCUAAAUUCGGGGGCUAAGCUUUUGAAAAUCCCACUUUCAAAAUACUUUCAAAAUCAAUUAGUUGGCUUCACGUUUUAAUAAGAAUUACUAGUUUCCUACACUGAGAUCUUGAUCUAUAAAAGAAGAAAUGAUUACCAUCUUUAGUUUGUGACAUUGUUUAGUUGUAUUGAUUUCUUGUGUCUUUUCCCUUAAGUUUUGAAGUUGGCGUUUCCUUACAAAUGUUCACUGAAAGAGAUUUAGACCUUCCUCUGCAAUGUAUUGUGGGAAUUCAUUUAUUGUAAGACAAUAAGGAGAAACUGCUUCGGUGGUUCUCAAGUACGAAAGAGAAAGCAAAGUGUGUAUAUUAUGUUCUUCCCGGAUGUACUCUUCACUGCUGUGUGAGACGUGCAUCAUCUAGUCUUACUGCUUUUAAAAGAUUAGUUUUAUUUAGUGACUGUUUUUGCCAGUAUAAGCAUGGCCACAUCACAGAGGAGCUCAGAACAUUGGUACAGUAUGUGAUAAGAAGCAGAAACAGACGUGAUAUUUUUAUGCUGACCUUUUACAUUGGGUCGGUUGUAAUUGGGGGGGGGGGGAGGAUAUAGAGCUCUUAGACUCUAUUCCCAAACACUAAACUUUUACCUCGGUAGUCUCUUGGUACAAUGAUGUUCCAGUAGAACCUAGUACAAUCUCUUUGUCCCAGAUUCUGCUGGAACUCCUGAAGCCUCUGUUGUGGUUUGGAAGUAUAGCCUAGUGGAAGCAUGGCACUGUGGGAGUAGGUGGGUGUUAAGGGCUGUGAAAAUGAGGUGCAGAGUCAAGGGAGACUCUUGUACUUUGGUUGCAUGAGUCUUUGUGAGGUGUUGCCAUUUCUUUUUGGAAUAAUGGAAUUCAGCAUUGUGAGAACAGAAUAAACGAAUUAAAAAUUGA